Salvia miltiorrhiza (redroot sage) is the source of this 2820-nucleotide messenger RNA. RefSeq names its product pentatricopeptide repeat-containing protein At4g21300-like. NCBI's taxonomy places the organism in Eukaryota, Viridiplantae, Streptophyta, Magnoliopsida, Lamiales, Lamiaceae. The coding region runs from base 355 to 2706 and encodes 783 amino acids. The transcript has a single exon. The record is from RefSeq and is a predicted model, not a curated record. Gene Ontology annotation, biological process: RNA modification. Gene Ontology annotation, molecular function: RNA binding; protein binding.
GAAUUAGCAAUAAAUAUUUUCUAAUUUUGCAUAUAAUAACUAACAUCAAUUGAUAGUUUUGGACUGUAAAUCAGAUCUACACCUUUCCAUGCGACAGAACUUUAAACUUCAAUCAAAGCAAAUAAAGGGCAAAAGUGAAAAGUACUCGACAAAAUCUAUGGACUUUUAUGACUCCAAUGUUGGGUGCACAUGGUCAUUUUUAUUGACAUUUAAUUCUUUUUUCUUUAAAUUUAUUAGAUUUUUAGUUUCUGUAAUAUGCAAAUGUUACACUGCUCUGCUUCCCAAAUACUAGUAGAUCAUAACAUAAUAACAUGCCAACUUAUUAAGAUAGUUUGAUCCAUUUCUCUCAUAAUUAUGAAUCUAUUUUUGCCAAUAAAAUAUUGGAAAAACCCUAAAUUUUUUCUUUCAUCAAAAUCCUCAAUUUCAUAUUUACCCAACUCUACUGCAGAGAAUCUACCUGAAAAAUUUGUUUCUUUUUUGGAAACCUGUCCAGAUAUCAGUUUUCUGAAGAAACUGCAUGCUUGUGUGAUCACACAUGGCCUUGAACGCAACAUAUUUCUGGGCUCCAAGCUUUUUAAUUUACUUGCAAAAUUCAAUCUUUUGGCAGAAUCUAAAUGGGUUUUCAACAAAAUCAUUAACGACAAUCUCUCUCUCUGGAAUUCAAUUGUUGUUGGGUAUUUCAGAGCCGAUCAAUACAGUGAAGUUUUAGGGAUUUACUCGAAAUUGAGGCGGAAAAGAAUUGGGAUUCACAGUUCCUCGAUCACUUUCGCGUUGAAGAGUUGCGUUGAGUUGGGGGCUUCUAAAUUUGGCAGGAGCCUCCACGCCGACGCCGUUAGAUUCGGAUUGGGUUCUGAUCGAUUCGUGGGUUCGUCGUUAAUUGAAUUCUACACUAAAUGCGAUCGAAUUGGGGAAGCAGCUAAGGUGUUUGAUGAAAUAGCUGAGAGAGACGUGGUUGCUUAUACUUCCUUGGUAACAGGAUACUCUAAAGCUGGCGAUCAUCGCGCUAAUGAGGCGUUUCGAGUUGCAGCCGAGAUGCAGAUGAAUGGAUUAGAGCCUAACAGAGUGACAUUGGUGAGCUUACUACGUUGUGCAUCGCAGUUACGAGCUCUCAACGAGGGAAGAUCCAUUCAUGGCUAUGCAGUUAGAAGAGGAGUUGGUUGUGGAGAUGAAGUUUUCGAAACAAGCUUGAUAGAUAUGUACGUGAAAUGUGCUGAUCCCAACCCUGGCGCCAUUGUUUUUGACAAGAUGAGCAGGAAGACUACUGGUUCAAGAAACGCAUUGAUGGCUGGUUAUCUUCAGUUUGGACAGCCAUUGGAAGCCUUGGCCAUUUUUGUUGAAAUGCUUGGUGAAUCUGAUCUUGAUUUGAUUGCCUUGGCAAAUGGACUAUUGAGUUGUGCUGAUUUGGGCUAUUUGGAUAUAGGAAAGGCCAUACAUUGUCACAUAAUUCAAGAGGGAAUCGUUCUUGAUCUUGUUGCCACGACGGCCUUGAUUGAUAUGUAUUCUAAAUGCAGGAACUUGUCCGCAGCAAUGGAUGUCUUUCACAGAACAGAAGCUAAGGAUGCAGCUAUGUUGAAUGUGAUGAUUGCUGGCUAUCUUCACAAUGGAUGUGUGUAUAGAGCCAUUGAGACGUUCCGUGGGAUGUUUGCAACGCGUGUUAGACCGAAUACUGGCACCAUUAUCAGCGUUCUCUCUGCACUAUCCGAUAUGGAGGAUAUACGGACAGGGAAGUGCAUCCAUGGCUACACAUUCAGGCAAGGUUUGGAAGCAAACACAGACAUAGCAAACCAGUUCAUAAACAUGUAUGCUAAAUGCGGCCUCAUAGGAUGCGCUGGGCGAGUCUUUGGUUGGAUCAAGAUCAAGGAUCGGGUGUCAUGGACAUCGAUGAUGACAGGUCUGGUGAACCACGGCCGAGCUGAUGCAGCAAUGGCAUUGUUUCUGCUUAUGCAAAGGGAAUUUUUGCAACUUGAUGCUAUCACAUAUACAUGUUUGGUUCAGGCACUGAAUCAGCUCGGAUCUUUGAUGCUAGUGAGAGAAGUACAUGGACGUGUGUAUCGAGAAUUUUUAGAGAAAGAUACAACGUUGGUGAAUUCCCUUAUUACUACCUACUGCAAGCAGGGAAAACUCAAAGUGGGAAGCACUUUGUUUAAGCUCAUGGAUGAGAAGCAGUUGUCAUCUUGGAACACUAUGAUAGCUGCGUAUGGUAUGCACGGUGACUUUGUUCAAGCCCUCAAAUUGUUCUACCAAAUGAGACGUGAAAGCAUCGCCCCCGAUGGAGUUACAUUCAAGUCGAUACUCUCUGCCUGCAGCCACACCGGCCUUAUAGAAGAGGGCUUCCAUAUUUUCAACUCCAUGGAGAGAGUAUAUGGGAUCAUUCCAUCUGAUGAUCACUAUGGUUGUUUGGUGGAUUUGCUGUGUCGAGCCGGGAAGCUCGAGGAAGCUUACAAUGUUCUUGAACAUGCCCCAUCAAGACGCAAUGCUUCAACUCUAGGCUCUCUGCUUGCUGCUUGCAGAGUUCAUGGGAACUCCGAGAUGGGUGAAAGAGUAGGACGUUUGCUACUGGAGAUCGAGCCAGAGAACACGAGCACCUACUGCUCGUUGUCGAAUCUGUAUGCUGGAGGAGGAAGAUGGGAUGAAGUAGCCCAUAUUGGAGCUCUUGCUAAGAGAAAAGGUCUGAGAAGGAUUUCAGGAUCCAGCCUUAUUGUCUGAGCUUUAGUUUGAGUUUUGAGCCAUUUUGGAAGAAAAUUACUAAUUUUUGUUGCUGAUGUACAAACAAUGGAGUAGCAUUUUGAUCAUUGCAGAUUUCUCAUUUCAACAGGAAAA